CUUUUACCGGAAGCUGAGUUGUCAGUUUUGUUUUGGAAGUUGACAGGCACGUGAGCUGCUGACGUCAUCAGCAGAGAGAGCAGGUGACAUGGCGGCGGAUUCUGUGGUGAAGGUUCUGUUUGAACAUGAAGGAGUUUUCAUUCAUCCAGGUAGCGAGGACGAAGGCAGCGAGCAGUAUUUACUCAUUUCUGGCUCACUUCGGAUUGUUGACAAGGAUGCUGAAAUCAUGGUGGAGUACAGGCCUGUGGACGAUGCUGUGGACCCGUCAAACAUGCUGUGUGCUGGGAAGGACUCCAGCUCAGUGAUGGAGUGGAACCAGUGUUCAGGUGAGAAGUCGCAGCAGCAGCUGUUAGAAACCCAGCUGAGCUAUGAGACGGAGUGGGACAUGAUCAAUGCCGUGUCCUUCAGGAAGAAACCCUGCACCAAUGGAGAGAGCUCUCUGAACCACAGCCAUGAGCGGAGCAGGUGGGCGUUGACCUUCAGUGUCAGUGACCUGAGGUCCAUCACAGUGAAGGAAGAAGGUUGGACCUUCCUGGUCUUCAGACUGAAGGAGUCGUCCACGUCCCUGCCUGCACUUCACUUCCACCAGGGAGGCAGCACCGAGUUCUUGGACAGCCUGAGGAGAUUUGCUUUGCUCAGCGAGGCUCCAGAUGAUGAGACGUUUCUGUUGGUCAGCACACCGAACAAAGCUCUGUCUCAGUCCUUCGAGAACCUUCUGGAUGACAACAACUUUGGCCUCGUCCAUCAGAAGUUCCGAAAGGACCCGUAUGUCACCACCCUGGGCGGCUUCUCCAAAGUCACCAACUACAUCUAUGAUGCUUUCCGGGGGACAGAGGAGCAGCACCAGCGCCCCCCGGAGGAGGUGGCCGACCUGCUGGGCGAAGUCAUCCCAGGACUAGAGAUCAACCAGCAGGAGGAGCCUGGCUUCGAGGUCAUCACCAGGAUCGACCUGGGACCGAGGCCUCAGGUGACGAGGAGGGAGCCGCUGUCACCAGACGACUGGACCAAACAUCAGGAUCCAGAGGGGAGGAUGAGCGAUGUCACACACCUGAAACGAGUCAUCUUUAAAGGGGGACUGUGUCACGCUGUGAGGAAAGAGGCCUGGAAGUUCCUGCUGGGAUACUUCCCAUGGGAGAGCACGCUGGAGGAGAGAAAAGUCCUGCAGAGAUCCAAAACUGAUGAGUACUUCAGAAUGAAGCUGCAGUGGAAGUCUGUCAGUGAGGAGCAAGAGAGGAGAAACUCCCGACUGAGAGACUACAGGAGUCUGAUCGAGAAAGAUGUGAACCGAACAGACAGAACUAACAGGUUCUACGAAGGCAUCGACAAUCCGGGUCUGGUCCUGCUGCAUGACAUCCUGAUGACCUACUGCAUGUACGACUUUGACCUGGGUUAUGUUCAGGGGAUGAGCGACCUGCUGUCUCCCAUCCUCUACGUGAUGGAGAACGAGGUGGAUGCUUUCUGGUGUUUUGUGUCCUUCAUGGAUCAGAUGCAUCAUAACUUUGAGGAGCAGAUGCAGGGGAUGAAGACUCAGCUCAUCCAGCUCAGCACGCUGCUCAGACUGCUCGACUUGUCCUUCUGGAACUACCUCGAGUCUCAGGACUCAGGUUAUCUGUACUUCUGUUUCCGCUGGUUGUUGAUCAGAUUUAAGAGGGAGCUCAGCUUCCAGGACGUCCUGCGACUCUGGGAGGUGAUGUGGACAGGUCUCCCCUGUCAGAACUUCCACCUGCUGGUCUGCUGUGCCAUCCUGGACUCAGAGAAACAGAAGAUCAUGGAGGAGAACUACGGCUUCAACGAAAUCCUCAAGCACAUUAACGAGCUCUCCAUGAAGCUGGACAUCGAGGAGAUCCUUCAGAAGGCGGAGGGCAUCAGUCUGCAGAUCCAGAGCUGUAAGGAUCUGCCUCACUCCAUCAGCAUCAUCCUGGGCUUCGACACACAGGUUUGUGGUUCUGACCUGACAGACUCUGGACCUCCUCCCCCUUCCAGACCGGCCCAGAGGCCGGACGCCUGCUCCAAUGGACACUUGAGAGAAACCAGCUCUCACAACAGCUGCAAAGUGGCCUUCAUAUCGUAGUGAAAAGCAGAGACUGACUUGGUGUGUCAGCAGCAGGAGGACGAGGAUGUAAAAAGGAUUGAAGAUUAUUCAGAAUCUUAUUUUUGUAAUUUCUUGUACCAUAUUGUCUCUCUGAGUCAAACAGUCAUUCCUUCUCUGCUGCUAAUGAUGUUUUCUGAAGCUCCAUCCAGACGAACCAGCCACUCGCCCAUUAACUCAUCGUUAAAGAUGAAGCUGCAGGAUCUGUGACAGACGACCUCCUCCGGGUGGCGCCACACAGAUACUGCAGGAGAAGAAUCCAAAACAAAUGAAUUCACAGAACCAAGAUUCUCCUGAGAAGUUUCCUUCAGUAAAAGAAUCUACUACAUCUGCAGACAUUAUGCUAAUAGCUCACUGAGCUCUCUGAGCGGACAACAGCUACAUGUUAAUGAAUACAGGUAGUCAGCUGUCUGCUCAUUGGUCCAUACACAGGCUUAAUGUUGGUGUUAGCAUGUUAGCAUGGCUCAGAUCAGCAGCAGGAGGAGAUGGCUGCUGUGUGAAUAGAGCUUCAGAGUCAACAUGACAUUUAUUCACCUGAAGAAGACAAACUGCCUGCUGAACUCUAAUAAUCCAUAACCUCCUCAGUAUUAAUCUGCUAAUCUGACGCCCAUUCUCCCGCGCGACGUGGAGUCAGAUGAGACCUUAACGUGGCCGGAGGAGACGGUUUCCUCUUCAUCACAGGAAACCGUCUCCUCUGAUGAAGAUGACGACAUGAACAACUAUGUCAGAGUUUUAAAGGAACAAGGCAACGUGUUUUCUCACUGGGAGUGAAAAGAGAAGGAUAGCUGUGAUUCUGUUCGUCACAUUAGAGGAUCAUUCCAGGUUAUUUCCUCACAGCAGGGUGUCAAUGCUUUUAUUUCUAAUGUUUCACACACAAACUGAGAAUGUUGAUUAAAAACAGGAUGAGACACUUUUUAACAUGAAUAAAAACCUCCACAUAAGAAAUGAAUAUUGAAUAACGUGAAUAACAAACAUUUGGUCCGCUUCAGUUUCGUGUAGAUUUCAACUCAAUGAUUGUGCAUCCAAGAAGAAAUCAAAUAAUUUCGUCUUGAAUCCCAAACGUUCACCUGUAGUUUUCAGUUUGUGGAGACAAUGUAAUAAACCUCAGUUCUGUGCAGGAUUCUGGUUGAUUUAUCAUUACCUGUGUUACCGUGGUAACAGCAGGUGUGUCUUCAUGCUAGGACGAACAAUUGAGCAGCUACUAUAAUAAUAAUAACGAAAUCAGUCUGAAUCAUUCCAACCUCAUCUGUCUCCAGUCGGUUGGAGUUUCCUGUGUCUCCUUCACAAUAAAAGCCAGUUGAAGCAGGAGAUGUUGUGUUAGCAUUAGCAGUAAGCUAACCUGGCUAAUCUGAAGGAUGUUGGUGUGAAUCUUUUCUUUAAACUCUCAGUGAGAAAACAAAAUGUGAAAUAUUGCUUUGAGUGAGAGCUCGACUGUCACAGCUUCGGUCCAGAUUGGACUGCUGACAGCUUCAUGAGAACGAACAUGUUCUGAGCCUGUAAUAGCUGUGACGCUGUGGACUCUGACUGCUGCCUCUCCUCCUCAUGAAGCUCUGCUGUGGUUCUGCUGUGGUUCUGCUGCAGGUUUAACUUUGUGAUUUCAGCUCUUUCAUGUAACCAAUUGAACACUUUAGGCAAUAAAAUUGUUUCAGGAGCA
Messenger RNA from Acanthopagrus latus (yellowfin seabream), 3743 nucleotides. RefSeq names its product TBC1 domain family, member 15 (gene tbc1d15). The transcript has 17 exons. The record is from RefSeq and is a predicted model, not a curated record. NCBI's taxonomy places the organism in Eukaryota, Metazoa, Chordata, Actinopteri, Spariformes, Sparidae. Gene Ontology annotation, biological process: activation of GTPase activity. Gene Ontology annotation, molecular function: GTPase activator activity. The coding region runs from base 89 to 2071 and encodes 660 amino acids.